AUGUACAACAAACAAUAUUAAAAACAACGAAUAUGGUCAAGAGAGGGCGUUGUUAUUUGUAAUCUAUCGCGAGGGUAUGCAUCUGUAUAGUGAAUGUUUCGAGGGAUGAAAAUCAAUCGCUCUGUUUCACUUGUACAUGCACUUCUUCAAAGAAGAUGUUUCACUGAUAGUUGUAGCUUUACCAGAAACAAUGGAUGUUUUAACUUCUCGUGUGUGAAAAUUUUAAGUUUAGAACCUUGUUUUCAUGUAUCUUCAUUACACCUUCACACCACAUCUGUUGUAGCUGGUCCAAAAGCCACAUUACUGAAGAAUUUUAUUAAAAACAAAGAGUUAAGAAAGUUGUAUAGAUGUACAAACACUUGUGUUCAGUGGCCAGAAAGUUCAACUUAUGUAUGUAAAAAACCUUGGUAUGUACAAGAAUCACCUUUUCUCAGAUUUGUCACAUAUCCAGUUUUACUGUCCUUGAGAAAGAUCAGUAAUUCUGCAGUUUUGUUUAAAAAGAAAAUGAAGAAAGAAAAUAUUGUAAUUAAAGAAGAAGAAGAGGAUGACAGAGAUGAGCAGGUUGAACAGCUAUUGAAAGAAUUGGAUGAAGACAGUUUGGCCAGAAGAAAAUACAGAGUACCAGGUUUAGGCUAUAAUGUCUUUGUUAUUCAACCAAAUGUCAAAUGGGGUCCUAAAAAGAAAAUCAAUACAACAGCAGAACUACAGUUAGAUGAAGCAGUGGGAUUAAUUCACACACUUCCUGGAUGGAAAGUUGUCAAAAAGGUGCCAGUACACUUUUCUAAGUGUUAUUAAACUCACCAAAGGCCAUUGUUAUGUUUUGAUAGCCAAACACAGACAAAUGAAACAUAGCCUUUGAUAAACAUAUGCCUCUCUGCUAAGCUAUCCAAGCACUAUAUUGUUGCUAGUGGUAGGGCAAAUGGGAUUUUAGGUUGUAUGUAUAGAAAUAUUGAAUACAAGUC
This is a messenger RNA of Limulus polyphemus (Atlantic horseshoe crab), 962 nucleotides long. RefSeq lists its product as uncharacterized. The transcript has 2 exons. The record is from RefSeq and is a predicted model, not a curated record. Bases 94 to 795 code for a protein of 233 amino acids. Lineage: Eukaryota; Metazoa; Arthropoda; Merostomata; Xiphosura; Limulidae.